CGGGGUUCCCCAACAAGAAAACCCUGUGCAGGAGAUCAGCCCUGUCACAACUUUCCUUUGAGACUUAUAUCUUACGAUACCAUCCACCGCAACUAUGUCUGUUCCCGCCUUCUCCGACAUUGCCAAGCCGGCCAACGAUCUCCUCAACAAGGAUUUCUACCAUCUCUCUGCCACGACCUUCGAGUUCAAGGACACCGCUCCCAACGGUGUUGCCUUUAAGGUCACUGGCAAGUCGAGCCACGAGAAGGCUACCUCUGCUGCUAUCGAGGGAAAAUACACCGACAAACCUACCGGCCUGACCCUUACCCAGACCUGGAACACCGCCAAUGCUCUAGACACCAAGAUCGAGGUCGCCGACUCCCUCGCCAAGGGCCUCAAGCUUGAGGGUCUCUUCAACUUCCUCCCUGCUACCGCCGCUAAGGGAGCCAAGUUCAACCUCCACUUUAAGCAGCCCGGUUUCCACGGCCGUGCCUUCUUCGACCUCCUCAAGGGCCCCGUUGCCAACGUCGACGCCGUUGUCGGCCACGAGGGUUUCCUAGCUGGUGCCUCCGCUGGCUAUGAUGCCAACAAGGCUGCCCUGACCGCCUACAGCGCCGCUGUUGGCUACGCUGCUCCCCAGUACAGCGCUGCCAUCACUGCCUCUGAUAACCUCAGCGUCUUCGCUGCCUCUUACUACCACAAGGUCAACUCCCAGGUCGAAGCUGGUGCCAAGGCUACCUGGAACUCCAAGACCGGCAACGCUGUCGGCCUUGAGGUUGCCAGCAAGUACCGCAUCGACCCUGUCUCUUUCACCAAGGUCAAGAUCAACGACCGUGGUAUUGCUGCCCUUGCCUACAACGUCCUCCUCCGUGAGGGUGUUACCCUGGGUCUUGGUGGCUCUUUCGACACCCAGAAGCUCGACCAGGCUACCCACAAGCUCGGUGCUAGCUUCACCUUCGAGGGUUAGAUUUCUCUCAAAAGUAUUGAAUCUCCCAAUCUUCUAGCAGAAAGCCCUCGUUAGAAUACCCGCUUCAGAGCUGUUCUACCCUCAACAGCUCCUUGUACCUUACAGGCUUGCAUUGCGGUGGUCUCGAGGGAUGUAGAUUAUG
This is a messenger RNA of Fusarium redolens, 1088 nucleotides long. Its product is annotated as eukaryotic porin/Tom40. The transcript is spliced from 6 exons. The coding region runs from base 95 to 946 and encodes 283 amino acids. Gene Ontology annotation, biological process: monoatomic anion transmembrane transport. NCBI's taxonomy places the organism in Eukaryota, Fungi, Ascomycota, Sordariomycetes, Hypocreales, Nectriaceae. Gene Ontology annotation, cellular component: mitochondrial outer membrane. Gene Ontology annotation, molecular function: voltage-gated monoatomic anion channel activity. The record is from RefSeq and is a predicted model, not a curated record.